Molecule: messenger RNA, 1824 nt
Organism: Hypanus sabinus (Atlantic stingray)
Lineage: Eukaryota; Metazoa; Chordata; Chondrichthyes; Myliobatiformes; Dasyatidae
Product: C-type lectin domain family 4 member F-like
Exons: 8
Coding region: 97-816 (239 amino acids)
Source: RefSeq, a predicted model, not a curated record
ACACUGGAGGAGCGGGCGACGGAGUAGAGGAAGGCAGAGUAGGAAACUUUGGCUCAACGCAGCUACGGCGAUUGCGAGUAGAAGUGAGAGUGCGUUAUGCAGCCAAUGGAGCCUGCUCGCAGAAAUCGAUCUCUCAGGAAGACUUAUGCGCUCCUGGGUAUCUGCAUCUUGCUGCUCGCUGCGGGUAUCGUCACCGCAUUUAUACUGAUUUCAGGAAACUACAAGAAGACCCUUAGCUCCAUUGCUGGAAUUCGGGGCGAGAUUUCGCAGCUGAAUAAGAUUUCAGGAAACUAUGAGAAGACCCUUAGCGCCAUUGCUAAACUAAAGGACGAGAUUCCCCGGCUGAAUAAGACAAACUCUGAAAUGACAAACGGUUCACUUGCCGAACUGCAGAGUGAGGUUUCUCGACUGAGAGAGAGUGUGCGUCUUGUCCAGUUAUUAAACUCAUGGCGAUUCUUCAAACAAAAGGAAUAUUAUUUUUCGUCAACUCGAUAUCGUUGGGAAGAGGGACAGCAAUUCUGUGUGUCAAUAAACUCCAACCUCGUGGUUAUUAACAGUCAAGAAGAGCAGGAUUAUGUCCGGCUGAGGAGGGAUUCAAACUGUUGGAUUGGGCUCCAUGACAGCACUGAAGAAGGGGUUUGGCGCUGGGUAGAUGGUACCGAUUAUGCAUCCAAUGUCAAAUUCUGGGCAAUCGAUCAACCCAAUGUUAAUUCAGACAUCGAUGAAGACUGUGUCGUGGCCAGCGAAAAUGGAUUUUGGCACGAUUGGCCAUGCGACUCUAUGCAUUUCGUCAUCUGUGAAAAACCAGCAGAUUAACGUUCCGUCACGAUACUGUAUACUCCGGCUAAUGUGGGUGGUAACUACGUUUGUAUUUUUUUUUUCUGUACACCAGACGAGCAGCUCUGAACUAAGAUUGGCAUGGUCAGUGCGAGGCUAGAUCUCUCUUACCCUCCUCUCCCCACUGGAAUAGAGCUGAAUCUUCUAGUGAUUUCCCUGCAUAUUAGAUGGAUAAAUUUUCUCUGACUUCCAGCUGGGUACACAUUACAAUUUUGAAUGACGUUUCCAUAGACGAACUCUGCCAUUUCAUCAGGGAUUAUGCCUAUGCUUUUCUAGUUGGGUGGUGUAAAUAUAUCGCCAAAGUCCGUCCCUCCUGAUUGGCUACUGCUCAUUCAAGAAGGUCUUACAAUCAAAUUCCAGUUCACACCUCGAGCGAGAUCUCCGUCUUUGCUGAAAUUCCUUAAUUCUACUUUUAUUUGAAAAGGCUUCCUUCACCAGGCGGUCACAUAAGCCAUUGGUGCAGCACAGUAAUUAUGUGCCAUCAAAGUCAUUCCUAUGGCCAUCGCCAAUGCAAUGUUCAGCUCCCGCCGAUUUCUUCAGUUAAUCCUGUCUCCUUCUCCUAUUUCUUUACAUUAAGCUGAAUUCCCAACUCCCCUGCUCUGUCCAUCCGAAUCCCAGAAGAUUUAAUAGAACUUACUGAUGUUCAAUGGCUUGGUCUGUAAAGGCUGGAUUAUUUUCCAGACGCUCACCUUAUCUUUAAUUGUAACCUCCCAAACCCACCAACAAACUGUGACUUAUUUGACUUUAACCUGAUCCUAGAAAGAUGGGUUCUGCUGAGCAGGUGGAUGGAAUUGAUCAGAGUGUUGCCAAGGCUACUCAUUGUCUGCCAGUCCAACAGACGCCUCUCCUUUCCUAGUUUAUUUCUAUUCAUUGGAAAGCCACAUUUUCUUUUUCCACGCCAACCAUAUUACUUAUUGACAUCGAAUCAGUAUCACUUUCUAACCUUUAAGAUUAUGCUCAAUGAUUUGCCGCUUCACAAUAAUUAAU